AUGGAAGUCGCAACCAUGUGGCAAAUGGCUUUUGCCUCAAAUCAAGAUGUGACGCUGCGCCGCCGAGCAAGGCGGCAACGGAGGCGCCUUGUGUACUUUUUCUUGAGAAUGCGUGCCGAAAGUGGAGAGGUAAACCUGUUAUUUUAUCUGGCAUUCAUCAGCCACACGAUAGUUGUGCCAUUGUCACUCCCUGUGUAUCACAUGAAUUCCCCCUUUAAUUCACAACAGUGCAUGUCAUGGAAAUCUUCACAGGUGUCAAAAAAUAUUAUUUCGUUUACUAACAUCAGCUGAAAAGCCAACAUUGGCUGUUAGUACAUGAGACAUUAACCUGCACAAUUCACAAUCAUUGCAAGCGACAUCCAUGCCAUGACCGUUCUUUCUCCUGCUUUGUUCCUAACGCAUGCAGACCGGACCCCUGAACUGCAGGCUACAUACGGGGGUUCCGGUCCUCCAACGGUUUUUCGCCGGCGACGACACCAGGGAGGACUUCAGGCUGAGCAGAGAGUCCCUGGCAGUGCUGCUGGACCUCCUCCAUCAGGACCGGAGGCAUGGAUGGGGCGCCACAAUAGAGACUUUGGUUCUCCUCUUUUAGCUGGCCAGUGGGACAUCAUACCGGGUGGUCUCAAGGGUGUUUGGGAUGCCCCGCUCCACUGUCCACCGCAUCAUCCACCGAGUUACGGAGGAGGUAGUGGCCAUUAGCCACAGAGUCAUCUACCUCCCGAGGUCCGCUGACGACCUGGCGGCCGUAACUCGGGGGUUUGCAGGGCUGGCUAGGCACCGCGCUUUUCUCAAAGCUGCCGGUGCAAUCGACGGCUGCCAUGUCAGAACUAAGCCACCAAGCGGUCCUGAUGGUCACUGCUACAUCAACAGAAAACUGUUUGCAUCAAUCAUCAUGCAAGCAGUCUGUGACCAUCAGGGCCGCUUUAUUGACACCUACGUGGGCUGGCCGGGGUCUGUGCAUGACGCAAGGGUACUCCGGCACAGCCCACUGUACAGGCAGAACAUCUACCCUCCUCCAGGGCAUUUCAUUCUGGCAGACAGCGGGUACCCGUGCCUCCAGCACCCACUCCCCCUCAUCACUCCCUACAGGCUGCAGGUGCGAGGUGUGGCGGCCCAGCGCUUUAACGGGCAUCAUGCCAGGGCACGCUCUAUAAUUGAGCGUGCCUUUGGCAUGAUGAAGACCCGAUUUCAUGCCAUCUUUUUAAAAGCACUGGAGAUCCGCCACACCUUCGUGCCACAGGUACGUCAUCCCUGCACACAAUAUUUUUGUUAUACUUGAUUAUAUAUUAAUUAAUUAAUUAAAUAAAUAAAAACACGAAAACUUAUUAUAUAUUAUUAUACUUAUAUUGUUAUAUUUUUUUAUUUAUUAAAGGUCUAUAUACUUUAUGUUCAUAUAAAUAUUCCUCUAAAAUUCAGGUCAUCACCGCUUGUGCCGUCCUGCACAAUAUCUGCCUGGGUGCCGGUGACACCAUGGCACCAGAGGAAGAUGUGCAGGACGGCAUGCCAGGGGAUGAGGUGGAGGACAGGCUGGAGGCAGUCAGUGGUGCCCGCUGGCGGGACAGAUUGUCCGCAGAGGUGUCGGCCCUGGAGGAGGUAGACCACGAUCACGUCUACCUGUAA
Messenger RNA from Xyrichtys novacula (pearly razorfish), 1620 nucleotides. NCBI's taxonomy places the organism in Eukaryota, Metazoa, Chordata, Actinopteri, Labriformes, Labridae. The record is from the annotation of a GenBank genome assembly.